This is a messenger RNA of Colletotrichum truncatum, 306 nucleotides long. RefSeq lists its product as uncharacterized. NCBI's taxonomy places the organism in Eukaryota, Fungi, Ascomycota, Sordariomycetes, Glomerellales, Glomerellaceae. The record is from RefSeq and is a predicted model, not a curated record.
AUGGGCCGAGAUGGAUGCGAAGAUCACGACAUUUCGAGAUCUCUGCAGGAGGCGCGGCUUACGUCCUUCACCACCCCCCUCAACUGCCAGGGCGCAGCUCAUUACCCAGAGGAGGACCGACUCAUCAACAUUCACAUGUGCUGGGGUCAGACCUUGGAAGCGGGAAGCGCUCAGGCAUUCUCGUCCUCCGCGAGGACCCUGGAGCUAUCUUACUUUGGCAGAAAUUACGAUGUACAAGCCUAUGAGAGUCCAAGGCGUCACCAUUGCAGUGUAGACCUCGAAACCCUGAAUUCGCCACCGGCUUGA